AUGAAGAACUUGCCGCUGAUGGAGGCGGAGGCGCGCUGGAAGCGCUUCUGCCUGAAGGAGCUGCGCGGCAUCCAGAAGCUCAAGCGCAGGAGCCGGCCGGGGUUGCUGCUGCGCGGCGGCGGCGUCGGGGGGCAGCAGCCGGGGGUCUCGGAGCACGUGCGCCCGGCCGGGGCUGCGCGCCCCCCGGGCUUCGGCGAGGGAGCCUUCCCGGGGCUGCGCUGCCCAGGCGCCCCCUUCCCGGAGGAGGAGGAGGAGGAGGAGGAAGAGGCGCCGUCGUCCGGGGGGCCCCCCGAGAGCAUCUUGGCGCCCCUCCCUUGCCGGGGGCUGUACGGCGGGCCCGGCGGCCACCCCGAGGGCUCCGCGGCUUCGCCUCGCAGGCGGCCCAGCGACCCGGCCGGCGGUGGAGGAGGCGGCGGCGGCCCGGAGAUCAAAGCGCUGCAGCAGACCCGGCGCCUGCUGGCCAACGCCCGCGAGCGGACCCGGGUGCACACCAUCAGCGCCGCCUUCGAGGCGCUCCGCAAGCAGGUUCCCUGUUAUUCCUACGGACAGAAGCUCUCCAAGCUGGCCAUCCUGAGGAUAGCCUGUAACUAUAUCCUCUCCUUGGCCAGACUGGCAGACCUGGAUUACAGCGCCGACCACAGCAACCUGAGCUUCUCCGAGUGCGUGGAGCAGUGCACCAGGACCCUGCAGGCCGAAGGCCGGUCUAAAAAGAGGAAGGAAUGA
Messenger RNA from Protobothrops mucrosquamatus (brown spotted pit viper), 723 nucleotides. It is a transcript of the gene ATOH8, whose product is annotated as atonal bHLH transcription factor 8. Gene Ontology annotation, molecular function: protein dimerization activity; DNA-binding transcription factor activity. The record is from RefSeq and is a predicted model, not a curated record. Lineage: Eukaryota; Metazoa; Chordata; Lepidosauria; Squamata; Viperidae. The coding region runs from base 1 to 723 and encodes 240 amino acids. The transcript is spliced from 3 exons.